AUGCCUAGUUCUACUGGCUAUGAGCCUUUACCUCAAAGUGGUGACGAGGAGACGUAUAUUGAAGGCCAGGAGUCCUUUGCCAAGCCAGCUCCACAUGAAUCGCGUCGUCCUCACCGUCCGGGGCACAUUGAUUUAAGCAAAUUGGAUAGUGCCUUCAAAAGAUGGACGGAAUCCAUUGCCCAGAAGGUAAAGAGGAAGAAGAAAGUGGAGGACUAUUCGCGCAAAGAGAUAUGGCAGAGUGUUUUCGAACCGCAUGCGAUAGUUAUAUCCACUAGCGACCGCCCCGUCAAGACAUUGGAUCACAAGCCUCCCAUGACACAGGCAGUCUUUGACAACCUGGCACAGUCCGUUCGAAAUGCUAUUGCUGCUGGCAUACAUCCAAAAAUGAUCGUUAAAGGGUCAUCUGGAUCUUACUUUGCACGUGCUAAAGUCGAAGGCAGGGUGCAAACUGUAGCUGUAUUUAAACCCAAAGACGAAGAGCCUUACGGUCGACUGAAUCCCAAGACCACCAAAUGGAUACAUCGUCAAUUUCGGUGGAUUAUCCCAUUUGGCCGAAGCUGUCUCAUUCCUAAUCUGAGUUAUAUAUCCGAGGCUGCUGGUUCCUUAUUAGACGAACGACUAGAUUUAAAUAUUGUGCCUCGCACUCAACUCGUAUCCUUGUCAAGCCCAGCAUUUUUCUACGACUGGCUUGAUAGGAAUGCGGCGAAGAAAGGAAAACCUUUACCCGAGAAAAUAGGAAGCAUGCAGUACUUCCUGCAUGGUUACUCGGAUGCUUCCGACUUUCUUAGAAAGCACCCUUGGCCCGGAAGGUCCAUCGCCGAUACCUUCGACGACUCCACGCAUCGUAAGGGUUAUACUACGAAGAAACUUUUAGGCGCAUUCAAAAUCAUCUGUGGUAAGACCGGUGAAGAGGAUGAGCUGGAAGAAGACCCUGAGGAUGAAAGAGUCCUAUUUGAUGUUACGGAAGAUGGUGAAUCUGGUCGCCCUUUCUACUGGUCUCGAGCUCUGCAGCAAAGCUUCCGAGAAGAGUUGGAGAAGCUCGUCAUUCUGGAUUAUCUAAUGCUCAACACAGAUCGUGGUGCUGAUAAUUAUAUGAUCAAGUACUGUGAGGGUGACCACGAGAAAUCUCUUGUCGAUGUAGCACCAUCUCGUUCAGCUCAUCCUCAGAUGACAAUAUCGAGCCAGAUGCAGCGCACUCCGGCGCCUAGUACCUCCCAACUAGGACCAACUUCUAUCGAUCCCUUCUUACCUUCCGUGUCCCCGAGUAGCUCUUCACAACCCGAUCAUACUCGCCACCCCCAUAUCCACAUCGCUGCUAUAGACAACUCGUUGUCAUUCCCGCAUGAACACCCUCACGGGAGGCCGUUUAGUCAGCAGACACGAAAUCACUUCUUGCCAUUACUCACGUCGAAAAUAUGGUGGGAGGAAACGACAUUUCAGCUUCGAAAGCUCUUUGCUGUGGACCCGGAUUUCCACCCGAAGAUGUUCAGAAGACAAUUGGCAGUCAUUAAGGGUCAAGCCUAUAACAUAGUCGAAUCCUUGAAACAUGCAGACGAGGGACCUCUUGAGCUGACGCGAAGGACCAAAGCUCUUGUAUGGGACGAUGAAAUAGAGGUAAUGGAAGAAAUACCACGUCCUGCUGGUGUAGGGCCAUUAACUGCUUCUCCGCGACCAUCAAUCAGCACAAUGCCGCUGCCUCGUCGCGCUCGCAGUCAAAGCUACUCAAGCGAUUUCCCGCCUCCUGUUCGCCGGGGAUCGGCUGAAGCCUCACGACCUGUACCUUUCUCUGCCAAGUUCCAAAAGGUUCACCCCGGCACGACUGGUGUCACUGUCCUUGAACACCUCGAGCGUUUGGAUGCAGUUGAAGCUAGUUUGAAGCGUCUUGGCGUAGAAGAAACUCUGCACGAAGAGGAUGAAGAAGAAGUCGAUGUUGCAGACUCGUCUACACGCCCUUUGCUCCAGUCUGACACAUGUCUGGAACCCCCGACUGUUAAUGUGGAUUUAUCUUCGUCCCAAUUCUCACCACCCGGGAGCCCAGGGGGUUUAACGGCUGUUCCAGAGGAUCAAUCAUUAGCCAACUCGAUGACGGAAGAAGAUCUAACAGCAAUGUCCAAAUCAAUGUCUCACGUUGAUACACUAACGUCACCCCACCAUGCACGUUGGAUCAGUCACGGUGGUCGCUCCCACUUCCGGCAACAGCAAGAUCAAGGUCUUAAUUGGAUGAACUCUGAUGUUGAUGUUCCACAGAAGAAAACUGUCAUCGUAGAACAAUUCUUCGUCACUAGAUCGUAUACUCGACGCUGGAAUUAUGCAACCUCUAUUAUUCUUUUCUUCUGCGUGAUUACAUUCGGUGCUUUAUGUGCGCUGAACGUGUUUCUUGUGGGAUAUGAUGUUGUGACCGAGGUGUCGUCCAAUUACAUCGCCAGCCAGAAAUUACCUUGGACUUUAUCGUGGAACUCCACUGCUUCAGGAUGUCAAGAGCACUCCUUUCAGCUCGGAGAUACUAUUCGCACAAAUAUUUCUGCAUUCCCCUACUCCAUUUUCGACAUCAAUUCAACCGGCUCACAGGGCGACUUUUUGUAUGCCAAUAAUCGCCUUGAUGCGUGUGAUGUCUCCACUAUCCAAAUUAUAGUUGCCCCUGGAGAUCGAUCUGUCUCAGCUCAGGCUUCUGUCAAUUGUUCGCAAUUGGGGUUUCAGGCCAGUACUUCAUGGUCAUAUACCAAUCACCCUAUAGUUGGUUCAGUAUCUUCAUCCGUUUUCUCUGAAAAUAGUUUAGCGCGUGCUAUUCUAGACACCAUGAACGGUUUUGGGGACGACGCCUACGGCCCCAUAUUUAACACCCAAUACGUUGUGGUCAACGGAUCGUCCCCCAAUCAGCUUUACAAAGUGACAGUCCAAUUCGAGCCCCAGUGCACCAGUUCUGACUGCGAUCACGAGUCUCCAAAUAUCACUAUCGCCUGGUAUAAUGGCAUUUUACAAUCGAGUCUCGCUAUCGUUGCAAAUACAAACAAUUAUGCUGAAGUUGUUCAGGCCAGCACCGAUACGCUUCAGAAUCUUGCGCAAGUAUUCUAUGCAACCGUACGCAUGGAUAUAGGACAUUGGACCCCUAAUAAUAUCCUUACCAACGUCACAUCUUUCAACCAUUCCAUCUCCUCUAACGCGCCGUACGCCGAAAGUGCUCUCGUAGCGUCUGUACCCCUCGCGUACGUCAAUAUGACAUCCGUUCCCUCCGCAGACACGGCGACACCACCUGCUGUCAUCCAAACCCAAUAUAUCUGCAGCACCAGCAAGUUGAAGACACCAGGAAGUCUUUUUAUGAGCGUUGCUUCGGCAACUCUGUCAAUAUUUUUUGCUUUGCACAUAGAUGAUUUCAAAGAGUCUGAUACCCAUUUCUAG
This is a messenger RNA of Serpula lacrymans var. lacrymans S7.9, 3396 nucleotides long. RefSeq lists its product as uncharacterized. Gene Ontology annotation, biological process: Golgi organization; phosphatidylinositol phosphate biosynthetic process; endosome organization. NCBI's taxonomy places the organism in Eukaryota, Fungi, Basidiomycota, Agaricomycetes, Boletales, Serpulaceae. The transcript is spliced from 21 exons. Gene Ontology annotation, molecular function: 1-phosphatidylinositol 4-kinase activity. Gene Ontology annotation, cellular component: trans-Golgi network; plasma membrane; endosome. The record is from RefSeq and is a predicted model, not a curated record. The coding region runs from base 1 to 3396 and encodes 1131 amino acids.